UCCAGAAGGCGACGAUCCCAAUGCCCAUGCCCGCCUCCGUUACAAAGCUCCGACCCAUCAUCCAUCGUCCAUCACCAGUGCGGUAUACACCCCGGUUGACUAGCGCUGAUUUGCUCCCUCUCCAGCUCCGGCUCCCAGAUCGAGACGGCGGCGGCGGCGGCGAUGGGCGCCCACCCUUACGUGCCGGCGAGCCUGGACCUCCCGGGCUACGUGCCGCUGCGCCUCACCCAGCUCGAGAUCCUCGGGGCCUACCUCGGCACCUCCCUCUUCGUCCUCGUCGCCGUCUGGCUCCUCUCCGGGAGAUGCCGCAGGUUGUCCGGCACCGACCGCCUGCUCAUGUGCUGGUGGGCGUUCACCGGCCUCACCCACAUACUCAUCGAGGGCCCCUUCGUCUUCACCCCCGAUUUCUUCACCAAGACCAACCCCAACUUCUUCGACGAAGUCUGGAAGGAGUACAGCAAGGGUGACUCCAGGUACGUCGCCAGGGACACCGCCACCGUCACCGUCGAAGGAAUCACGGCCGUGCUGAAAGGCCCUGCCUCGCUGCUCGCAGUCUAUGCCAUUGCAUCACGCAAGUCCUACAGCCACAUCCUCCAGUUCGCCGUGUGCCUCGGUCAGCUCUACGGAUGCAUCGUCUACUUCACCACCGCCUACUUGGACGGCUUCAACUUCUGGGCCAGUCCGUUCUACUUCUGGGCAUAUUUCAUCGGCGCAAACAGUUCAUGGGUUGUGAUACCGUUGCUGAUCGCCACAAGGAGCUGGAAGAGGAUCUGCGCAGCGAUUCAUCAAAGUGAGAAGAUCAAGACUAAGUAAUUCCUGCAGCAGACAGGAUUUGGUUGCAACCAGGACACACUGAACUUCUUAUUUUACGGCUAGAAAUUUGUUGGCUUAUAUUGUACCCUUUGCAAACUACAUUGCCUGAAACAAGUAUGUUGUACUACUGGAUUGUGUUGUAACAUCAAGGAGGGCGGCUGUUUAUUGCUGCAAAUGAAAAUUAUAUGCCACCCUUGCAUGGGCAAUCACCAUUGCACAUACUAUCAGGCAACUAGUAGUAAGAGGCCGGGUGUUGCUCAUUAUACUUUGUAUCCGAUUGAGACUAUAUUUUGAGUUAAUAAAAGCACCUUUUAUUUGGGGAAAAAAA
Messenger RNA from Triticum aestivum (bread wheat), 1141 nucleotides. RefSeq names its product probable 3-beta-hydroxysteroid-Delta(8),Delta(7)-isomerase. Gene Ontology annotation, biological process: sterol biosynthetic process. The record is from RefSeq and is a predicted model, not a curated record. The transcript is spliced from 4 exons. Gene Ontology annotation, cellular component: membrane; endoplasmic reticulum. Gene Ontology annotation, molecular function: steroid Delta-isomerase activity; cholestenol delta-isomerase activity; C-8 sterol isomerase activity. NCBI's taxonomy places the organism in Eukaryota, Viridiplantae, Streptophyta, Magnoliopsida, Poales, Poaceae. Bases 163 to 813 code for a protein of 216 amino acids.